GAGAGAGACCGAGAGAUGGAGAUGGAGAGAGAGAGAGAGAGAGAGAGAGAGAGAGAGAGAAUGGCAUUUGCAGGAACAACCCAGAAGUGCAUGGCCUGUGAGAAGACAGUCUAUCUGGUGGACAAGCUCACGGCCGACAAUAGAAUCUACCACAAGGCCUGCUUCAGAUGCCACCAUUGCAGAGGGACUCUCAAGCUUGGGAACUACAAUUCAUUCGAAGGAGUCUUGUACUGCCGGCCGCAUUUCGAUCAGCUCUUCAAGAGAACCGGCAGUCUCGAAAAAAGCUUUGAAGGAACCCCGAAGAUUGCAAAGCCAGAGAAACCCAUCGAUGGAGAGAGACCAGCGGCGACCAAAGCCUCCAGUAUGUUCGGGGGAACAAGAGACAAAUGUGUAGGUUGUAAGGGCACCGUUUACCCGACCGAAAAGGUGACGGUUAAUGGGACUCCAUACCACAAGAGCUGCUUCAAAUGCACCCACGGGGGGUGUGUGAUCAGCCCAUCCAACUACGUCGCGCAUGAGGGGAAACUCUACUGCAGGCACCACCACACUCAGCUCAUCAAGGAGAAGGGCAAUCUCAGCCAACUCGAGGGCGAUCAUGAGAAGGAAACAGUGGCUUCUGAAUCAUAAAACGCCUCGACCUUGCACUACCUUGUUCCUUGAGCUGUCACUAUGCUUCGUGGCCAUCAGAUUUCAGGCCGGUCUUCUUACGCUACUAGAGAUUAUAUGUCUAUCUACUAAAUUCGAGAUGUGUGAGCCUUGAUCGGUUCGAUUUGCCUUCUGUUUUGCGAUUGCGGAUGAUUACUCAGGUUGGUUUUAAGUGUACAAUAAGUGGUGACUGCUUCUUGGCUUGUGAAACCACAGAGCUUGCUUUCUUUCCAGUCUUGUCUAGCAAGUGUGCCUUGCAUCCCCAUUUUUUCCAUUCAUUCAACACACUUUCCUGUGUCCUUGGUGAA
This is a messenger RNA of Rhodamnia argentea, 953 nucleotides long. RefSeq names its product LIM domain-containing protein WLIM1-like. Gene Ontology annotation, cellular component: actin cytoskeleton; plasma membrane. NCBI's taxonomy places the organism in Eukaryota, Viridiplantae, Streptophyta, Magnoliopsida, Myrtales, Myrtaceae. The transcript is spliced from 6 exons. Gene Ontology annotation, molecular function: actin filament binding. Gene Ontology annotation, biological process: actin filament bundle assembly. The record is from RefSeq and is a predicted model, not a curated record. The coding region runs from base 16 to 627 and encodes 203 amino acids.